Frankliniella occidentalis (western flower thrips) is the source of this 1888-nucleotide messenger RNA. RefSeq names its product purine nucleoside phosphorylase. Bases 87 to 1235 code for a protein of 382 amino acids. Gene Ontology annotation, cellular component: cytoplasm. The transcript has 7 exons. Gene Ontology annotation, molecular function: purine-nucleoside phosphorylase activity. The record is from RefSeq and is a predicted model, not a curated record. NCBI's taxonomy places the organism in Eukaryota, Metazoa, Arthropoda, Insecta, Thysanoptera, Thripidae. Gene Ontology annotation, biological process: nucleoside metabolic process.
CGCGCUGUCGGCGUCGCUUCACAUCGUGUUUCAGAGUGACCACUCGCAGUCCGCCAGUCGUGCUCAAGAAACAAGACUUCAGAACAAUGAGCGCUCCCGUUAAGAUCGCCGUUUCCAACGGCACCACCAACGGCGCCACCAAUGGCAACACCAACGGCGCCCUCAACGGCGCCACCAACGGCGCCACCCAGGAGGUGAACGGCGCCGACCUCAAGAAGAUGAAGAACGCCAAUCCCCCCAAGGUGUACAUUGGAUCACCACACAAGGAGUUUAACCCUUCGUCCAACGACAGCAUGGAUGGCAACCAGUUCCCGGCCGACCCCUUGCAGUGCCGCAUUGAACCCUACUCUCCGUACAACAGCUGCACCUACGAAAUCGUCCAGUCCGUCGCCGAGUUCCUGCUAAGCAGAGUCACUAUCAGGCCCAAGAUCGGUAUAAUCUGCGGGUCCGGAAUGGACGGGACCACAGGUUGCCUGGCCGACGCCCUCACCGACUCCACGUCCUUCCCGUACGAGACCAUCCCCUACUUCCCGACGCCCACCGUGCCCGGCCACAUGGGCAGGCUCGUGUUCGGCUACCUCGGGGACGUGCCCGUCAUGUGCAUGCAGGGCCGCUUCCACUACUACGAGGGCUACCCGCUAUGGAAGUGCGCCAUGCCCGUGCGAGUGAUGAAGCUCGUCGGAGUGACCCACCUGCUGGCGUCCAACGCGGCCGGAGGCCUCAACAACAACUACAAGGUCGGCGACAUCAUGAUCAUCAAGGACCACAUCAACCUCCUGGGCUUCGCCGGCAACAACCCCCUCAUGGGACCCAACGAUGAGAGGUUCGGACCGCGCUUCCCCGCCAUCAACAGGGCCUACGACUACAGCGUCCGCCGCAUGGCCAAGGCGGUGGCCUCCGAGAUGAACAUCAACAACAUCGUGCACGAGGGCGUUUACUCUGUUGUGGGUGGACCCUCCUUCGAAACCAUCGCCGAGAUUCGCAUGCUGGCUGCCCUCGGCGUGGACGCCGUUGGCAUGAGCACCGUGCACGAGGUGAUCACUGCUCGCCACUGCGGCAUGACCUCGUUCGCCUUCUCGCUCAUCACCAACAAGAGUGUCACCGACUACGAGAGCUACGAGGAGCCGAACCACGCGGAGGUGAUCGACAUGGGCAAGCACCGCGAGCCCGUCCUCAAGGAGUUCAUCGCCAGGCUGGUCAAGAAGAUCGAGCACGACCGGCAGCAGAGCAAGUAGAGAGGGCGCUACGGCCCGCCCAGUGCGCGCGGUGCCGCGCGGGUGCGGGUGUGCCAUCCCCUGCUCUCGCCGACGCCAAGCGGACCGGUGCCGGUGACUCCCUCCCGCUGCGUGCUGCACCUGCCAUCGCCACCCAGCAUCCCUGUCCACCCGUGGACCACCCGCGGUCAGCGCUGGACCGCUCCAUCUGUGAUACCUAGACCUACUUAUACUUUGGGCCGACGCGCCGCGUACGUGGCCGAGGAAUUUGCGGUGCAGGGCCAUGUUUCAGGCUCAGGCCCAGACACCUGUGCCAUACCCAUAUGAAGCUUUCCCCUCGAUAUGUUCCUCGACUGAUAAUGGUACACAUUCCAUGGCCACGAUAGGUGUAUAGUAGUGUGUUAGAAAUAGAAGGCAUUCAUUGACCAUGUUCCAGACUACUUAUGUAAAGACCAGUGAUUCCGUGACGUCGCAUCUGAAAUGCACUUCUGAAUGUAGCCGACUUUCAUUAUUGAGAAAUAAAAAUGAAAAGACUCUCUACCUCGUUAAGUUGCAUAUCGUACCUAAUAAUUUUGAGUUGGAAACGUGUUAUAAUUUAUAAUUUCACGCGCCCAAAAGUAUGUUCUUCUCUGUACUGUAAAUACGUGCGAUAACAUUAAAACUAGUGCUAUUGA